UAUAUUCCCAUUGGCGCAGGAGAGUAGGAAGUUCAGUGACGUCGUCCAAUCAGAGGAGAGGUUUAUUCCAGAGCGUUGGCUCCAUACCGAGUGGCCCGUUAUUAUUGGAAGUAGCAGGUUAAAAAACGUCUGUCCGAGUUGGUUCUCCAUAUUACCAACAUUCUGAAGACAUGAAUAUGUAUGCUGUGCCCAGCCCUGGAAUACCAGGUUGUCCCCCAGGAUUAGAGUACCUGACACAGGUGGAUCAGCUCCUCAUCAAACAGAAGGUUGAGGUCGUCGAAGCCCUCGUCGGCUUCGAAAGCAACAACAAGUAUGAGGUGCGAAACGUCAUGGGCCAGAACGUGUUCUACGCCGUCGAGGAGAACGACUGUUUGAGCCGGCAGUGCUGCGGCCCCCUGCGCCCCUUCAACAUCCACGUUCUCGACAACUUUGGCCAGGAGAUCAUCAGCGUCACCAGGCCACUGAAGUGCAUGUCUUGCUUCUUCCCCUGCUGUUUACAAGAACUGGAGGUGCAGGCUCCGCCCGGUAACACGGUGGGCUACGUGAUUCAACAGUGGCACCCUUUGUCCCCGAAAUUUAUCGUAGCAAACGAGCACAAUGAGCCCGUGCUGAAGAUCCACGGUCCCUUCUGUGGAUGGAGCUGCCUUCCUGAUGUUGACUUUGAGAUUUUGACAAUGGAUGAAGUCAGUAAGAUCGGGAAAAUCAGCAAACAGUGGACGGGGCUGCUACGGGAGGCGUUCACAGACGCCGACAACUUCGGGAUCCAGUUUCCCAUGGAUCUGGACGUGAGGAUGAAAGCUGUAAUGAUCGGCGCGUGUUUUCUCAUUGAUUUCAUGUUUUUUGAGACCACCAACUAGGAGCCAAACAAGAUUUUUGCAUCACAUUCCUGGAGGAAGAGGGCCCCAGAGCCAUGAGGAUCAGUCCCUAAUGCCGAUUCAUCGAACAACCUUCAGUGGAUAUAGAAAGUACAAAAAAUUGUGCCCAAAAAUUCUAAAACUGCAUGAACAAUGAAAUAUAGAAGGUUUGUUUUUGUUUCAGCUGCUCAGGUUCGUUUGUCAUGUUGCUGAGCUGUGUGGGUUUGACUUAGGGUUGUUUUGUUUGUUUGUUUUGUUUUUUUAAUAGCAGUGAUUAUAAGGAUGUUCCCAUGUUUAUUUAUGGGGUGUAUUUACAUGGUAGUCACUGAUUAAAUUUUCAGCCCAAAGUUUUUUUUAUAGCUGUUAUGAAAGUACAUUUUUACUAUAGGAAGACAUUGAUUUAUGAUUUGAAAAGGGAAAAACAGCCAUGUUCUGUUAUACAGUUUGGAAAUAAAUAUGGUAUUAGAACGUUGUCAAUUUAGAUAUUUAUUUAAAAAGUUACCAAUUUUUCAGCUAUAUUAGGUGGCGUGAUAAAGAAUGUGUUACUACGAAAAGAAAGUUUGCCAGUGAGCUUUGAGUGUGUUUUGAGUGAAACAUAUACUGUCAUAUUUAAGGUUUUGCAGCAUCUAUAGCUUCAUUUACACGGUAGAUAUUUUAUUUUCGUUGAUUGUAUUUUAUUUCAUCUGGGAAUGAUUUGCAGCUUCUUAUGACAUGUCAGCACUGACCACAAGAGGGAGCUAGAUAGUUACUUAGUACUGGUUCAUUUUGCCAAAUGAACUAUCUCAAAACCCACCUAUGGCAAAUAAGUUAUUUAUUAGUAUAUCAUACUAGAGUGUAUUUUUGAACUAAAAACUCAGGUUGAAAUGCAUGCUGCUGUACUGUAGUGCUGAUUACUGCUGAUUCUGGAAAUUACGCACCGGCAUUUGAAUCUACGUAGAUCAGGAUGAGUUAUUUAUUUGUUUUGUGUGUUUGUUUUUUUCAUCCUGAGGAACAUGGAGGGAGUGAUCUUGAUAUCCAUGUUCGUCCUAUUCCAUUACGUUUGUGACUGUUCUGCAGUUUCAAUGUCAGAAAUCAUACAAAUAUUAUUCCUUAAAAGCCACUGACCCCCACUCGGCUUUCAGUCAAAUAGAAAUGUAUAUCGCAUUGUAACAAUUAAGUUAUAAACAUGGACUAUGUGGAUAAAAAUGCCAUUAUUUUUGUAGUGCUAAUUGUGUGUUUCGUUGUUGGAUUUUUUUUCUUGUUUUUUUUCACAUCCUCCUCAAUUUGCAGACUUUGAAAAAAAGCCAUUUUAUGUCAUAUUAAGUCCUAAAAUUCUAAAGACUUUUAUUUUUGUAAUGAGUACUCAAUACUGCCAGUCAGAGAACCUGAUGAUGCCUGUGUAAAACUAAGAUGUCCCACAGAUGUGUCAACAGUGUUUUAUUCUGCCUUCAGUGUGCCGGCACUUGCUUGUAGAAUUACCAUAAGUGGAUUUAAUUCGCCAGAUCUAUUUCCAUUCUUGAUUUGGAGACUUUAUGAAUAGUUCUAAAGUUGGAUGUCUUUUUCCUGUUUUAAUGGCAUACGGUUUAGCUAAAGUAAAUGUCACAAUAUGUUCUUUCCAAUGGCCUGAUCAUUUUAUUGUGCAGUACAAUGUGCUGAAAGGAAGAAAGAACUCUCAAGGCAUUUGUUUGUGUGACCAAUCAUCGGCGUAAGACAGAAUGUGAUACAACGGUACAUUUUAUUAAAGCCUGUAUUCUACCUUUGCACUACUACUGUGAGCUAAAAAAAAUGGUUAGUCCUUGCAAUGUGUUGAAACUGAGCUUGGCUUAAAUUGUGCAAAUAGUCUGUAAAACCACCUCAAUAAAAUUUGCAAAACUGUGUU
Fundulus heteroclitus (mummichog) is the source of this 2712-nucleotide messenger RNA. RefSeq names its product phospholipid scramblase 1. Lineage: Eukaryota; Metazoa; Chordata; Actinopteri; Cyprinodontiformes; Fundulidae. Gene Ontology annotation, molecular function: phospholipid scramblase activity. Gene Ontology annotation, cellular component: plasma membrane. Bases 171 to 857 code for a protein of 228 amino acids. The transcript has 7 exons. Gene Ontology annotation, biological process: plasma membrane phospholipid scrambling. The record is from RefSeq and is a predicted model, not a curated record.